GUUACGGCUGGGCAAGAUGGCGGCGGCGACGCCGAGGUGGGAGACCUGGGUCCGCUGGCUGGCCUGCGGCCUGGGCCUGGUGCUGUCGGUCUACGCCUUCCACGUCGAGACCUCCAAGGAGCGGGACGCAACCUAUCGGGCCAUGUGCGACCUCAGCGACUCAAUCAGCUGCUCCAAAGUCUUCACCUCCAGGUGGGGCCGAGGUUUCGGGAUGCUGGGAGCCCUUGUGGGGCAUGACAGUACCUUAAACCAGCCGAACAGCGUGUACGGACUCCUCUUCUACCUCCUCCAAGUUCUCCUGAGUUUGACAGACAGCGCCAUGGCGGCCAUCGCCCUCGCUGCCUCCUCGGUUGUGUCGUUGGCGGGCUCGCUGUACCUCGCUUACAUCCUCUUCUUUGUGCUGCACGACUUUUGCCUCGUCUGUGUCACCACCUACGCCCUCAACGCGCUGCUGUUCGUCCUCAACUACAAGAGGCUGGUCCACCUCAAUAGCGGCUGGCAACAAGAGAAGGGCAAGCAGGAGUGACCGAGUCCAGGGUCCUUGCCGGGACUCGACCGCGGUUUGCCGGGGUGCGGGGUUGGUGCGGAGCGAGCCAGCGGCUGGUGUGGGUGGGGUGGUGGAGUCAUUGCAGGAGAGGGUAAUUGGAGGAGAG
Carcharodon carcharias (great white shark) is the source of this 653-nucleotide messenger RNA. Its product is annotated as vitamin K epoxide reductase complex subunit 1-like protein 1. Gene Ontology annotation, molecular function: vitamin-K-epoxide reductase (warfarin-sensitive) activity. Bases 17 to 526 code for a protein of 169 amino acids. The transcript is spliced from 3 exons. The record is from RefSeq and is a predicted model, not a curated record. NCBI's taxonomy places the organism in Eukaryota, Metazoa, Chordata, Chondrichthyes, Lamniformes, Lamnidae. Gene Ontology annotation, biological process: peptidyl-glutamic acid carboxylation; vitamin K metabolic process.